Molecule: messenger RNA, 2816 nt
Organism: Procambarus clarkii (red swamp crayfish)
Lineage: Eukaryota; Metazoa; Arthropoda; Malacostraca; Decapoda; Cambaridae
Source: RefSeq, a predicted model, not a curated record
GAGCAGUGGAGGGGCGUCACUCGGUCGCUAGCCGCAGCCCAGACCAGCCGCACUAACUAGACAGGCUCGACACGCUCGGGAGUGCCGCCACGGUAGCCUGAGUCCAGACUCCAGCCACCAGGUCCCCGUGUCUCAGAACAGCCUCCCGCUCGCGCUCGUUCUUCGUGUCGGCUGUUUACGCCCCAGUUGCCUGCACCAGCACAAGCAGGAUAGCUAGCCAAGCCGACUAAGAGCCUGUCUAGCGGUUUAUCCCCACCCCCGAAAACGGAUAAUCUCUGUCCAGUUAAUUUUCUACCAAGAUUCAACUUUUCUGUCUCCUCGAAUUGCUCAAGUCCAACAAGUCCCUCUGCCUCAUUCCUCUUCACCUCUAUACAAAAAUAAUUCACAUCAGGAAGAACCAGCGGAAGUUUACGGAGAAGCACAGUGUCUAGUGAAGAAUUAAGAGCAACAGUGAGUUCGUGACGUGGACAGCACACAUCUGGGUCAUCCCCGGCGUGAUCGUCGGCAGCAGCAGCAGCAGCAGGAGGUGGUGGCCACCAUCCCCGGGUGAGCGUGGCCGCACAGAAGCCGUCCUGGCCACGAGUGUUACACAAGUGGGAGUCUGCGGCAGCUGACCUCCGCCAGCCAAGUGGCCACUCGCGUGACGAGGCGCCCAACUUUCACGUGACGCAACGCGUGGGUUUCAUCACGGGGACAAGAGCGAGUCUGCCUCUUAAACCCGGCCGCACAGGACAGUGGCUCACUGCGGUGCUCAGACGGCAGGAGUCCACCGCCAGAGACACGCCCCCGCCCCAGCCGCUCUCCCCCGCCACCUCCGUCAGGAAAGUGAAAGUAACAAGAGCGGUCAAGCCAGCCCCACGCCCCGCUCGUUGCCACGAGACACCCUCGGCGCCUCGCCAAGCUUCGCGGUCCCCCUCCACUUGUGAGUGUGUGAAGCCAGUGUGAAGGUGAAUCACGCCCACAUCGAGUGUGACGCUUGGCUUACCACCUCCCGUAUCCAGCUACUAACCACAACCUGUGUCAAUAGAAAGUGUUUGAGCGCCAGAGCUGUCAGGAAAACGCGCCGUCAGUGUAUGUGCAAGCAGUGAGGGGAGUGGAGUGUCCCAGGGAGGGAGUGAGAUAAGUGGUGUUUGCGAGUGUCAGUGAAUUAUAUGCUCAAGGCUUCCGCCGUUAUUCAAGUGAUAAAGUGUUAACACAAUGCCUGCCUACCACGGAACCAAAGUGGCAUUCCAUCCCGAGAUGCACACUAUGCAUAAUCCGCGCGCCCGAGAGAUGCUCUACGCCCGGGGUAAGGCCACCCCUAUGGUCCACCCUAUGUUUGAGGCCCUAAAGAGUCGUCACGCCCAAGAUAAGGUCGACUACGCCCGCAUGAUGAAGAUGCGCGACCUGAGGAAGAUGGUUGCAGAUGGUGGGUAUCCCACCUUCGACAGUCUCAAGCUCUUGGGCGCCGAGAACGACGCCAACUACUUGGACGUGUUCAUGACAGAAGGGAACAAGCACCGACACCAUAACGAGAACGACUCGAGGGCACGCACUCGCAGUGGCUCCCACACCUCUAAAGGCAGCAAUAAACGUAAUGUCGACGUCGAAAAUAUUAAGAAGACGUUAUUGGGCAGUCUUCGCUCUGCUGCCAGCGAUGAGAACAUCUACGAGUCAGUGGAAGUGAUCCAGUACCGGAAAACUGUUGAAGCCAUCAGUCGCCAAAAUAAAGUACGUUCCGUGCCAAAAACGGGUCACCCACUGUUCGACCACUUGCGGGUUGAGAACGUGUUGAAGCCCAAACGUCAGCACUCUGGCGAGCACCAGCAGCACCAUCACCACCACCACCGCCGCAGCGAGGCCCACAACAGUGAUGGCGGCAGCAACAGCCACAGCUCCUCGGGGUCCGGAGACGAGUUCGACUAUACGAGAAAACCCAACUGUCGUUUUUCUCGCCGCGAGGUGUUAGGGACUUCGCAUGGAUCCAAGACACUCCAGAAGGAGGCGCGCCGCCCAAAACACUCCAGUGUACAGGUGGCGGAAGCUGGCUCCGAAUCUGACGACGACUGGGCUAUUCCACGUCCCAAGAUCUGCGGUCGUAACCGACGGACGGGUGCGACGGGCCUCGUGACCCCCCAUGACGAGUCCGAUAGCUCAAGUAAGUCGACGGGUCUCCGGUGACGCCCACGCCCAUCCUUCGCACCGCCCACGCUGUAGCCGCCUGCCUCCCCAGGGAGCCCAGCACGCACUCCACAACCUCGCCUAGUGGCCCCGUGUCCUCCCGGCUCCUCUGUACCAGAGAGCCACGGAUGGUAACGCGCGGUGCCACGCCGGGCCGGGGCUCUCCACCGUCAGCCGCCCCCCCGGCUUGCAUGUGAGGGCCAGCUGGCCAGUGGCACCGUCUCGUGGGCUGACAUUCACGGGCCAGCUGGCCACACGGACCGGGAGGGCGGGACGGGCUGUGAGUGUGCACGGAGCACUGCCUGCGCCAGUGUUGUAGUCUCACACUUGUGCACCACUCACGCCGCACUUCACCACACGCAAAAGACACCCACACCCACCCACCUUGUACAUCCCAUGUACAUAGUUGUACAGCUACUCCUUUCAUGCAUUGAUUGUUCCUUUGUUUAUGUUUGAAUGCCGCAGCUGAAUGUCAAAAUUGGUUCAUUAGCUUAAGUAGAGAUAAGCCUAUCCUAUACCUGGUUCUUUUUUGUUUAUAUUUAUCACCUGUGUUGGUCCAGUGUACACGAGGGGCAGUCCUGUGUGUCUGCUUCACACCACCAAACUUGUAUCAAUCGACCUGGGCAUUGUGCUUCAAAUAAAAGAGGUAGAGGGAA